This is a messenger RNA of Aplysia californica (California sea hare), 1611 nucleotides long. RefSeq names its product extracellular matrix protein 2. The coding region runs from base 6 to 1469 and encodes 487 amino acids. The transcript has 2 exons. Gene Ontology annotation, molecular function: protein binding. The record is from RefSeq and is a predicted model, not a curated record. Lineage: Eukaryota; Metazoa; Mollusca; Gastropoda; Aplysiida; Aplysiidae.
CUCACAUGUCUAAUCCCCAGCUUUGCUCCUGUGAUGACCGUGUUAUUGAUUGCAGUAGGAAAGACCUGGAUAAGAUGCCACCCCUGAAACCCGGAACAAGCUACUCUCAACGGGAGCUUACUGUUUGGGGUAACAAUAUUUCCGUUAUCAAUGAUUGGGAACUGGCACACAAUUUACAAAAAAUGUAUUUCGGAGAACAUUUCCUUACUGCAGUCGCAGAUCACGCCUUCAUUUAUUCUGCCAAGAGUCUUCAGUCCCUCCGAUUCUCGUCUACCAAUCUGACCUCCCUGCCAUGGGCCUUGACGGAUCUCAGUUCUCUCGUGUGCUUGCAUUUGGACAAUAAUCCUGUUCUGACAUGGAACACAACCGUUUUGGCGAGCAUUGGAGCAUCGUUGAAAGAAUUACGUCUUUCAAGACUGACGAUGCCAAUCUUUCCAGACUGGCUUGAGCUACUGUCAAAGUUGGACACCCUUACAAUAGAAGGAGUUGAUUUCAGUCAGCUGAGUAGUACGCUAUUGGACCCAUCAGCCAGUCAUAUUAAAAGACUGGAGUUCCGAAACUCGAACCUAACGAAAAUCCCACAGGAAGUGGCGCUUUUCCCGGAUUUGACCGUCCUCGAUUUGAUGUCAAAUUCAAUUAGCGAUCUCAGCAACCUGAAAGAUUUAAAACUCUCUCGCAAUUUGUCAGAGUUAAAUCUGCACUCGAAUCACAUAGAUAAUAUUGGUCCUCUGUUUUAUUUGAAUGGCAUUGAAAAGCUGUGGGUAUCAAGUAACAGAAUAUGUGAUCACAAGCACAUACCUUACGCCCUAAUACCCCACGAAAUGUCUUUGACAUAUAUAUAUCUCUAUUCUAACUGCCUUACUCAAAUACCCGACCUUUUAUUUAUGUCUGAAUUGAAAAGUUUAGAUCUGAGCUCCAACAAUAUCACAGCUCCAUAUUCGGGUUCGUUUCCUAUGUCGUUGAUCUCGCUUUUGCUGUCCUCAAACGUACUGACAACUAUUCCAGAAUCUAUAUCAAAUUUACCGAAUUUGUACACUCUAACUCUAUCCAUGAAUAAAAUAAAAUCUAUUGCAGAAUUCCUGUUCCCCUCAUCGCUGACUCAUCUAGAAAUCACGGACAACGACAUAGAAGUAAUUCCCUCACUAAAAUUUUCAAACAACAUUUCGAAAUUAGAGACCAUAUAUUUAUCAGAAAAUCCAAUCAAAACAAUCGCAGACGACGCUUUCACUAACCUCCACGAGUUAAGGUCUUUAUUCCUGGAACAAACACACCUAGUCCGCUUGCCCACGGCGCUGUUGGCACUGAAACAACUAAACACUCUGUUUCUGUCCCAUACCUUCACGUGUUCCUGCGAUGACAUGGCAUUCACGACAUGGUACCAGAAUCUGACAUAUCUGGUCGGAAAAUGUAACGGCACCGAUCUAAGUCAUAUGUUAGAUCAGCUCCCAAGCCAAUGCCCUGUCUCUUGAAUUACCAGAAAGCUCGGUCUCAUAAACUGUAUUUGCACUGCACCCCCCCCCCCGAAAACAAUGUUGACCACCCCACGUACAACCCCUAAUCUCCAUCUCUCUCAAUCUCUUUCCUCCUUCCCUCCGGUCUGUCUGCCUGUCU